CCGUGCGCGCGUUUGGAGAGGCGCGCUCGCGACUCAGCGGAUCCUCAACGCAUUUCUUCAACUCAUUUUUGGGGGAUCUAUAAUUCACAAACCAAACAUCAACACUACAAAAACGCCAACUUUCCCUUGUUAAAAUGCCUGUUCUCUGAUAUAUUAGUCCACCAUGGAUCCUCUGUACAUCACUUCGCCGAACUCGAGCGCCGGUAACGGGAGCGCCAGUUCUCCGGUAAACGACACGGAUGUGUUCGGUAACCAGUUCGUGCAGCCGGUCUGGCAGAUCGUACUAUGGGCUAUCGCGUACUGCAGUAUAGUUCUGGUGUCGGUAGUGGGAAAUAUCACGGUGAUCUGGAUCAUUCUAGCCCAUAAGCGCAUGAGGACGGUCACCAACUACUUUCUGGUGAAUCUGGCGUUCGCGGAGGCGUCCAUGUCCGCCUUUAACACCGUUAUUAACUUUAUUUACGCCGUGCAUAAUGAGUGGUACUUCGGGCUGGUUUACUGCAGAUUUCAUAACUUCUUCCCAAUUGCAGCUGUCUUCGCCAGUAUUUACUCUAUGACCGCUAUAGCUCUGGACAGGUAUAUGGCGAUCAUCCACCCGCUCCAGCAGCGUCUGUCGUCCGCAGAGACUAAACUGGUGGUGUGUGUGAUCUGGGCGCUGGCGUUAAUGCUGGCGUUCCCUCAGUAUUAUUUCUCCAGCACGGCUCAGCUGCCGGGACGCGUCGUGUGCUACAUUAACUGGCCAGAAUACAGCACGUGGGACUUUCAAAAGACGUAUUACGUCUGUGUGGUUGUGCUCAUCUAUUUUCUGCCUUUGCUGGUCAUGGGUUGUGCUUACCUGGUGGUGGGAUGUUUUCUGUGGGCGAGCGAGAUUCCCGGAGACUCUUCAGACCGAUAUCGAGAGCAGCUGAUCGCCAAACGCAAGGUGGUGAAGAUGAUGAUUGUCGUAGUGUGCACCUUCGCCGUCUGCUGGCUCCCUUAUCAUGUCUACUUCCUAGUGCACCAGUUUCUUCCACACUUGUUUGAGGAACGCUACAUCCAGCAGGUCUACUUAGGGAUAAUGUGGCUAGCUAUGAGCUCCACGAUGUACAAUCCCAUCAUCUACUGUCUUCUCAAUGACAGGUUUCGAGCUGGAUUCCAGCAGGCAUUUUCCUGGUGUCUGUGCGUCCCUCAAGGCACAUAUGAGGGUCUGGAGCUCAAGUCUACUCGCUAUCUUCAGACGCAAGCCAGCAUCUUCAGGGCCAGCCGAAUGGAGACCACAGUAUCCACAGUGAUGCCGACUGGAGAUGGGGAACUUCCGGAGAAUCCAAACCGAAGCUCCAUAGAUCUCACAUCCAAUGGUUCUUCUCGAAGCGCCUCAAAAACCGUAUCCGAGUCCUCCUUCUAUUCCAGUAACAAUGUAGCUUAGAAAGAAAUGUAGGAAAUAGUUUUACUAAUAAUUAAAAUAAAGUUUUUUAGAUGUUAGUUUCAGUCUGAAGAAUAUCGACUAGCUAGUGUGCUCCAAAACAGUGACAAAAUUAACGUUUAGAAAAUAUAAACAUGUAAAGUUUGCCUCCUCCGCAUAAAUGGAUCACUGAUUUUUUUGCCAUCACCAAAUACUUCAGUUUCUCAUCAAAUCUUUCAACCAAUCAUGCUCUUUUGUAUCUGACAUGCCCCGCCCCCAUCUUCUCAUUGGCUGUUCAUUUGAUGCGCUUGAGCUCAACUACUCUCACUGGCAGAGCUGCGAGAAAAGCAAACGCUAUUGGCUGUUUUUUAAAAAGGGGAGGAGCUACUCAAUGUCCCAUCCCAUUUUUAUUUUCAAGUUUACGUAAGUGACAUUACGUCAAACAUUGAAUAAAAAAAGCACAUUUAAAAACACUUCAAGGGAUCUUUUAGGCCUGUUGACAGCAAACACGAUAACUAUAAAGAGGACAAUAAAGAUAUGAUUGUAAAAAUGUUUGACAAUGUUAAAAGAAUAGCAUCAACUACAGUGAAAGAUACAGAGGAAUGAUAUAGUCACUUUCAGAAGGUCUUUUCUCAGCUGAUGAAUGAUAAAACACUGACAGAAAAUCAGAAACUAAAAUUAAAGCGUAAUUUAAAGAUACAGACGACACCGUGGAGAUUGUGAAAGAUUAGUCACAGGCCUUUAAUUAGCAUUAAAAUUGUUCACACUAUUAGAACCUAUUAGAUUAGGUCUGGUUAUAUCAGUCCCAACAUGACGUUGCAGAUCCUGCGAUGUGUCUAUUGCAGAUUUGCACAUGUGCAUACACUACUUGACAUAAGUAUUGUCGUCGAUCCCAGUUGUAAGAGCAGCAGAUAAUCACUUGACCUCCAGUUGGUCAUUUGAAAAGUGACAGAAGGUGGAUUUUUCUGCUGAAUCAUCUGUUGAUCUGCAUCCCAAUCAUCACUAAUACUGCAGAAGACCUACUGGAACCAGCAUGGACCAAGAUUCUCACAGAAAUCAGUCAAGUUUGGUGAAGGAAACAUCAUGGUUUGGGGUUCCAUCAUUCAGUAUGGGGGCAUGCGAGAGAUCUGCAGAGUGGAUAAUCAACAUCAACA
Molecule: messenger RNA, 2532 nt
Organism: Danio aesculapii
Lineage: Eukaryota; Metazoa; Chordata; Actinopteri; Cypriniformes; Danionidae
Gene: tacr1b
Product: tachykinin receptor 1b
Exons: 5
Coding region: 164-1402 (412 amino acids)
Biological process (GO): positive regulation of flagellated sperm motility; G protein-coupled receptor signaling pathway
Cellular component (GO): plasma membrane; sperm midpiece
Molecular function (GO): substance P receptor activity
Source: RefSeq, a predicted model, not a curated record